AGAUCCACCUGCGGUCCAAACCUCCGCCGAAUCGAACCGGCCAUGGCUGUCCAAGCGAGAGCUCUGGUCACCUCCAAGUGGCUCGCCGAAUCCCUCCAGAUCCCGGGGAAGGUGCGCGUCCUGGACUCGUCCUGGCACUUGCCCAAACUUCAGCGCCACGCCAGGAGAGACUUCAAGAAGCGUCACAUUCCAGGCGCGGGGUUUUUCGACAUCGACCAGUGCUGCGACAAAACCUCGCCCCUUGAUCACAUGUUGCCGUCGGAGGCCGUGUUCGCCGAUUAUGUCGGGGAUUUGGGGAUCGACGGAGACACGCAUGUGGUGGUGUAUGACGCCAGCGACUGCGGCGCCUUCUCUGCGCCCCGCGCCUGGUGGAUGUUCCGGGUGUUCGGGCACAGCAGGGUGUCCUUGCUGAACGGGGGGUUGAAGAACUGGGUGCUGGAGCAGCGGCCGGUGAGCAACCAGCCUGUCAGACCCGCUCCUGUGGAGUUUAAAGCCCAGCUGAACCGAUCCUGGAUCAAGAACUACGAGGAUCUGCUGGACAACCUGGACACCAGGGAAUUCCAGGUGGUGGACGCACGACCCGCGGGCCGGUUCCGAGGACUGGAUCCGGAACCCAGAGACAAUACAGAACCGGGUCACAUUCCUGGCGCCAUCAACAUGCCCUUCUCCACCUUCCUCUCGAAGUCCGGCCACUUUCUCCCUGCCGAGCAGCUCCAGGCCCUGUUCUCCCGCGCCGGUGUGGACCUGAGUCGCCCCGUCUGCGUACUGUGUGGCUCUGCGGUGACAGCGUGUGUGGUGGCGCUGGCGGCCCACGAGUGCGGCCACGCCACGGUGUCCGUGUACGAUGGCAGCUGGUCGGAGUGGUACACCCGGGCCGUGCCCGAGCAUGUGAUCUCUGAAGGACGGGGGAAGCACUUAUGAGCCAGUAGCUGAGAAUCGUUUCAAACCACUACAUUUUUGUAUUUUUGAAUAAACCAUAAAAGCGAAUUAAUUAUAUGGGUUCACUUAAUUUAUUGAUUUAAAAAAUAAUCUUUUAUUAUCAAUUGUUUCUGUGAUGAAGUCAGUGCAAUAAAAAUGUUGAAAUUCUUCUGAAAUAUUUCUUUAACCAUUCAGGAAUCUAUUUUUGAAAUGUGUUUUAUCUGC
Molecule: messenger RNA, 1143 nt
Organism: Synchiropus splendidus (mandarinfish)
Lineage: Eukaryota; Metazoa; Chordata; Actinopteri; Syngnathiformes; Callionymidae
Product: 3-mercaptopyruvate sulfurtransferase-like
Exons: 2
Coding region: 43-921 (292 amino acids)
Biological process (GO): transsulfuration
Cellular component (GO): mitochondrion
Molecular function (GO): thiosulfate-cyanide sulfurtransferase activity
Source: RefSeq, a predicted model, not a curated record